Molecule: messenger RNA, 3088 nt
Organism: Girardinichthys multiradiatus
Lineage: Eukaryota; Metazoa; Chordata; Actinopteri; Cyprinodontiformes; Goodeidae
Gene: slc49a4
Product: solute carrier family 49 member 4
Exons: 9
Coding region: 141-1538 (465 amino acids)
Biological process (GO): transmembrane transport
Cellular component (GO): intracellular membrane-bounded organelle; membrane
Molecular function (GO): transmembrane transporter activity
Source: RefSeq, a predicted model, not a curated record
UCAGUUUCGGGAAAAAAAAGGCUGUCGGCUUUGGUGUUACUAUUAUUGUGUUCGACAAUAGCCGAGUGUCACAACGAAUUGAUAUUUCAAUACAGAGCAAAAGUUAGCUUUCGGACUACAUUGACAAACGGACGGCCGGUAUGGGUGCCGUUUCAAGCACCGAGGCAGAAAGGGAGCCGCUUCUUGCUCCUACAUCCGCUGGGACUACGAACAGCCAGCCAGUAAACAGUCGAGUUUAUGGCAGAAGAUGGCUGGUUCUGACCCUGUUUUCCCUGCUGGCACUAAUGCAGGGGAUGGUUUGGAACUUCUGGGGUCCCAUUCAAAACUCGGCUGUUAAGGCUUACGGGUUCACCAACUCUGACAUCGCAGUUUUGGUGCUGUGGGGCCCGGUCGGUUUCAUCCCCUGGUUGCUGUUUAUGUGGUUAAUGGACAAAAAAGGAUUACGGGCGUCCCUCCUGCUCUCUGCCUUCUUCAUGCUGCUAGGAUCGGCCAUGCGAAGCAUCCCACUGAAAGACCUACAGCUCAGACGAUGGUUAAUACAUGGAGGCCAGUUUCUAAAUGGUUUGGCUGGGCCAACCAUAAUGAGCGCCGGACCCUACCUUUCCACCACGUGGUUCGCCCCCGAUCAGAGAGCAACAGCGACAGCCGUGGCCUCACUGUUCUCCUACCUUGGAGGCGCUGCUUCCUUUUUAGUGGGACCUCUCAUCGUUCCAGCUCCUAACGACUCCCAGCCAGGCCCCACGACCGCACCACCGCUAUCCACCAGCUUUAUUCAGAACAGAACACAGCUGGUUAUGUACGCAGAAUUGGUGGCAAUUGGGGUGCUUUUUACAGCUGUCCUGCUCUACUUCCCAUCACGCCCACCAAUGCCUCCCAGUGUGGCUGCGGCAAGCCAGAGACUCAGUUACAGGAGCAGCAUCUGCAGACUUCUCAGUAACUUCCGGUUCCUGAUGAUUGCAUUGGCCUAUGCAGUCCCUACAGGAGUGAUUGGCGGCUGGUCUGGAGUCCUGGACAUGGUUCUGACACCAGCCAACGUCAGCCAGGUGGAUGCAGGCUGGAUCGGUUUUUGGUCUAUUGUCGGUGGAUGUGUGUUUGGAGUAGCAAUGGCCAGAUUUGCAGACUCCAUCCGUGGAAUGCUGAAGCUGAUCCUGGUGCUGAUGAUGGCUGGAGCCUCGCUGUCCUCGACAUGGUUUACACUCACCUGUUUGAGCACAAUUACCCACCUCCCAGUCACUCCAGCCAUUCUCUACGCUUCCUGCAUCCUGGUUGGCAUAUUUGUCAACAGCAGUGUGCCGAUUUUCUUUGAGCUCUUCAUCGAGACGGUGUACCCGGUCCCUGAAGGCAUCACCUGUGGGGUCGUCACAUUCCUAGGGAACUUGGCUGCUGGCCUGCUACUCUUCUUCCUCACCUUUUACCCCACAAACUUGUCGUGGCUGAACUGGUGUGUAACCGGUUCGUGCCUCUUCAGCCUCGUCCUUGUCCUCUUCUUCAGGGAGUCCUACGAUCGUCUCUACCUGGACGUCUUCGUCUCGGUGUGACACUGUUGAGGAAAAGUCAAGGCUAUUUAAUAACUGCUCUUGCACAGGGAAGAGGACAAAAGGGACAUGAAGUUGGGAAGCUUCUGCUCUUUGUAAGAUGUAAACGUUUAGGACAUUAAUGUAUAUAUACCUGUAACUGUGGUGAGAGUGAUAUCUGGCCAUAAUGAAGCACCGUUUACACCUUAGAAGUAGUUAUCACAAGGUCCUAUGAUGGUUUGACCUAUUUUUAUUGGUUCCUCUUUUUGUAUAUCAGCAACAUUAUAGGAAUGAUUUCUCCUUCUGAGGUAAACCCACCUGGAAGAACAGUUUGCUGUUUACAAAUAGUUUAAUAUAUAAAGUCACUUUCAGUGGCGUUCCUGGAAGCUUCCACUUGCCUCAUCUCUAAAGUAACCGGACACUGCCUCGAAGUUUACAAAAAGGGACGUCAGACUGAAUCCGAUUCAACAUUGAGCAUCUUUCCUGCACAAAGACGUAAGGGCCGACCAUGGACUAGUUUCCUCAGCCAGUUAGCCGGCUAUUAAAAGGGGACCUCCCCGUGUUUUGUUGCCGUUACAAACCGCCGGCUGUGACUCCUUGGGGGAGGCUGAACUGGCCCUACGGCAUUAAGCGACCUGUGAUAUUGCCCAUCAUUGAAAGGCAGGCACUUGAAUUGUGUUUUAUCACCCUCUCAAAAUGAAUAUUCUGCAAAAAGAUCCUUCAGAUCGAUGACAGGAUGCCAGCCAAAGACACGGACUGUGACUGGACGUACUUCUUAUUUGGAUGAAACCUCAAUGAAGUUUUCUUUUCAGUUGUUCAGACCAUUCAUGUCUAUGUCCAUAUCUGGGAUAUUGAAUUUUAAUCUAGUGUUAAUUUGGUUUUUUUUUAAUUAUUAUUCGCCUUUCUUCCUAAGCAGUGUCCCAGUAUUUAUUGAAAAAAACCCUCAACACUAACAGUUAACAGCCAGAAACAAGAAGUUUAUGAACAUUUCAUUUCAAGUUCCUUGUUCAAAGCACCAGCAGCUUCUAUUGCAACAACUGACUAAAACUAAAACAUUAAGAGAAAAGGAAAAGCAAGCUCGAAGUAGAGAUUCUAAUGGAUAUGUUGACUGAUAAAACUAAAAGUUGGACAAAAACAUCUCCAUAUCAAUAAAGCAGAUCUCCACUAUAGAGAAAUGUUAUUGUUUUUGUCUAACGUGCACGUUUUUGGUGUUUUUCCAGAAGCUGCAGGAAUCAUUUUUAUGUUUUCCCUCUGGAUAUAAAGCAGGCUGUGUAAUUUGUUCCUGGUCCUGUUUUUCCUCUUUGGCCUUGUGAAAAACAGUUCUCAUCUACCUACAGAUGUGUUGCCUUAAUUACCCAAUGCAGUGCAUUCAGCCCCCUCCCUCUCUUCUUGUCCACACUGUGAAUAUUUUAUCUCUGGAUUAUGUAAAAGGUCACGUUACUUUGUUACCCACACUUUAGUCACACUGUGGAGUGCCCUGGGGUAUGGUUAUGACUUUCAGUUUUGUGGGAUAAAACAAACACAGCUGUCAUAAAUGUCGAGCACCUUAUUAAAAUGAACAUUUUACAAAAUAA